Equus quagga is the source of this 8410-nucleotide messenger RNA. RefSeq names its product DOT1 like histone lysine methyltransferase (gene DOT1L). Gene Ontology annotation, molecular function: histone H3K79 methyltransferase activity. NCBI's taxonomy places the organism in Eukaryota, Metazoa, Chordata, Mammalia, Perissodactyla, Equidae. The record is from RefSeq and is a predicted model, not a curated record. Gene Ontology annotation, cellular component: nucleus. Gene Ontology annotation, biological process: regulation of transcription regulatory region DNA binding; DNA damage checkpoint signaling; DNA repair.
GCAGCGGGCACGCACCGCCUCCUCGCGCCGCGCCCCCCCCCGCGCGCGCGCGGCGAGUGGUUCGGCCCGGCCCCCGGCUCAUUGUGCUCGCUUCACGCCGGCCCAAGAUGGCGGCGGCGCUGGAGGCCCCGGGCCUGUGACCACAAAGAGGGAGCCGGGGGCCGGACGGGAGCGCGGCGGCGGCGGCGGCGGCCGAGGCCCAGGCCGGGCCCCCUCCCCCCAGCCUCCCGCCCGUCCGCCCGCCCUCCGCGCCCGCCCGCCCCGCCCCCGCCGGCGGGCCCCGCCCCUCCCCCAACCGCCCGCCUAGCAUGGUGCGGCGGCCGCGCGCGCCGACAUGGGCGAGAAGCUGGAGCUGAGGCUCAAGUCGCCCGUGGGCGCCGAGCCCGCCGUCUACCCGUGGCCGCUGCCGGUCUACGACAAGCACCACGAUGCUGCUCACGAGAUCAUCGAGACCAUCCGAUGGGUGUGUGAAGAAAUCCCAGAUCUCAAGCUUGCCAUGGAGAACUAUGUUUUAAUCGACUACGACACCAAAAGCUUUGAAAGCAUGCAGAGGCUCUGUGACAAGUACAACCGGGCCAUCGACAGCAUCCACCAGCUGUGGAAGGGGACCACGCAGCCCAUGAAGCUGAACACGCGGCCGUCCAACGGGCUCCUGCGGCACCUGCUGCAGCAGGUGUACAACCACUCGGUGACCGACCCCGAGAAGCUCAACAACUACGAGCCCUUCUCCCCGGAGGUGUACGGCGAGACCUCCUUCGACCUGGUGGCGCAGAUGAUCGACGAGAUCAAGAUGACCGAGGACGACCUAUUCGUGGACCUGGGCAGCGGAGUGGGCCAGGUCGUACUGCAGGUCGCUGCUGCCACCAACUGCAAACAUCACUAUGGCGUCGAGAAAGCUGACAUCCCAGCCAAGUACGCAGAGACCAUGGACCGAGAGUUCAGGAAGUGGAUGAAAUGGUAUGGAAAAAAGCAUGCAGAAUACACACUGGAAAGAGGCGAUUUCCUCUCGGAAGAGUGGAGAGAGCGGAUUGCCAACACAAGUGUUAUAUUUGUGAAUAACUUUGCCUUUGGUCCUGAGGUGGAUCACCAGCUGAAGGAGCGAUUUGCAAACAUGAAGGAAGGUGGCAGAAUUGUGUCCUCGAAGCCCUUUGCACCUCUAAACUUCAGAAUAAACAGUAGAAACUUGAGUGACAUCGGCACCAUCAUGCGCGUCGUGGAGCUCUCGCCACUGAAGGGCUCGGUGUCGUGGACGGGGAAGCCGGUCUCCUACUACCUGCACACCAUCGACCGCACCAUACUUGAAAACUAUUUUUCUAGUCUGAAAAAUCCAAAACUCAGGGAGGAGCAAGAGGCAGCCCGGCGCCGGCAGCAGCGGGACGCCAAGAGCAACACGACCACUCCCACCAAGGUGCCCGAGGGCAAGGCGGCCGCGCCUGUGGACACCCCCAUGGAUUCUGGUGCUGAGGACGAGAAAGCUGGGGCGACCGCCGUCAAAAAGCCGUCCCCGUCCAAAGCGCGGAAGAAGAAGCUGAACAAGAAGGGCCGGAAGAUGGCCGGCCGGAAGCGCGGGCGUCCCAAGAAGGCGAGCACUGCGAACCCCGAGCGUAAGCCCAAGAAGACCCAAACUGCACUGGACCUCCUGCACGCGCAGACCGUGUCUCAGGCGGCGUCGCCCUCGCCGCAGGAUGCGUACAAGUCACCUCACAGCCCGUUCUACCAGCUACCUCCCAGCGUGCAGCGGCACCCCCCCGACCAGCUGCUGCUGGCCCCCACCCCGCCCGCACUGCAGAAGCUGCUAGAGUCCUUCAAGAUUCAGUACUUGCAGUUCUUGGCGUACACGAAGACCCCUCAGUACAAGGCCAACCUGCAGCAGCUGCUGGACCAGGAGAAGGAGAAGAAUGCUCGCUUGCUGGGCGCCGCGCAGCAGCUGUUCGGCCACUGCCAGGCCCAGAAGGAGGAGAUCAAGAGGCUCUUCCAGCAGAAGCUGGAUGAGCUGGGAGUGAAGGCGCUGACCUACAAUGACCUGAUCCAAGCACAGAAGGAGAUCUCGGCUCACAACCAGCAGCUGAGGGAGCAGACGGAGCAGCUGGAGAAGGACAACCAGGAGCUGCGGAGCCAGAGCCUGCAGCUGCUCAAGGCUCGAUGUGAGGAGCUGAAGCUGGACUGGUCCACGCUGUCCCUGGAGAGCCUGCUGAAGGAGAAGCAGGCCCUGAAGAGCCAGAUCUCCGAGAAGCAGCGGCACUGCCUGGAGCUGCAGAUCAGCAUCGUGGAGCUGGAGAAGAGCCAGCGGCAGCAGGAGCUCCUGCAGCUCAAGUCCUGCGUGCCGCCCGACGAUGGCCUGCCCCUGCCCCUGCGCGGGAAGGGCGCGCUGGGCCGGGAGCUGGAGGCGGAGCCCGGCCGGCUGCCCCUGGAGCUGGACUGCUCCAAGCUCUCCCUGCCCCACUUCAGCAGCAUGAGCCCGGAGCUCUCCAUGAACGGCCACGCGGCCGGCUACGAGCUCUGCAGCGCGCUGAGCCGGCCCUCGUCCAAGCAGAACACCCCCCAGUACCUGGCCUCCCCGCUGGACCAGGAGGUCGUGCCCUGCACCCCCAGCCACGGCAGCCGGCCGAGGCUCGAGAAGCUGUCCGGGCUGGCCUUGCCUGACUACACCCGGCUCUCGCCGGCCAAGCUGGUGCUGAGGCGCCACCUGAGCCAGGACCACGCGGUCAGCAGCAAGGCGGCCGCUGGCGAGCUGCACCCGAGAGCUGAGCACGCCAAGGAGAACGGCCUUCCCUACCAGAGCCCUGUCAUCGCCAACGGGAUCAAGCUGAGCCCUCAGGACCCUCGGCCCUCAUCCCCCGCGGCCUUACAGAUGACGGGAGAGAAGGGCAGCGAGAAGGGCCUGAAGGAGCGCGCCUACGCCAGCAGCGGGGAGGCCAUCACCAGCCUGCCCGUGAGCAUCCCGCUCAGCACCGUGCAGCCCAGCAAGCUGCCCGUCAGUAUCCCCCUGGCCAGCGUGGUGCUGCCCAGCCGCGCCGAGAAGGCGAGAAGCACCCCAAGCCCUGUGCCGCAGCCCCGAGACUCCUCAUCCACACUGGAGAAGCAGCCGGGUGCCGGUGCCCAUGGUGCCGCGAGCAGCGCUGCUGGAGGCAGAGGCCUCGCCCUGGCACCUGCGGGAUUCUCCUACGCUGGCUCCGUGGCCAUCAGUGGGGCCCUGGCGGGCAGCCCGGCCCCACUCGCUCCUGGAGUCGAGCCCACCGCCUUUGACGAGUCCUCCAGCUCGGGGAGCCUCUUCGCCACCAUGGGGUCCCGCAGCUCCACCCCUCAGCAGCCUCCCCUGCUUGUGCAGCCGCGGAACUCCGGCUCGGCCUCACCCGCCCACCAGCUCUGCGCCAGUCCACGGCUCGGCGCCGCCCAGGGUCCGCCCCCCGAUGCCGGCAAGGCAGACCUUCCCUGCGAGUCCGGCCUCUCCGACCCGGAGAGCGAGGCCAGGAGGAGGGUCGUCUUCACCAUCUCGGCAGGUGCCCCCGGCUCCAAGCAGUCGCCUUCCAGCAAGCACAGCCCCCUGCCCUCGGGUGCCCGUGGGGACAGCGGCCAGAGCCACGGGCAGGACAGCCGCAAGCGGGGCAGGAGGAAGCGGGCGUCGGUGGGGACCCCCAGCCUCAGCUCGGGUGUGUCCCCCAAGCGCCGGGCCCUGCCAUCCGUCGCCGGCCUCUUCACGCAGUCUUCAGGGUCCCCCCUGAACCUCAACUCCAUGGUCAACAACAUCAACCAGCCUCUGGAAAUCACGGCCAUCUCGUCUCCAGAGAGCUCCCUGAAGAGCUCCCCGGUCCCUUACCAGGACAAUGACCAGCCGCCCGUGCUCAAGAAGGAGAAGCCCCUGAGCCAGACCAACGGGGCCCACUACUCCCCGCUGACCUCGGACGAGGAGCAGGGCUCCGAGGACGAGCCCGGCAGCGCCAGAAUUGAGAGAAAAAUUGCAACUAUCUCCUUAGAAAGCAAAUCUCCUCCAAAAACCUUGGAAAACGGUGGCGGCCUGGCGGGGAGGAAGCCGACGCCCGCCGGCGAGCCCGUCAACAGCAGCAAGUGGAAGUCCACCUUCUCCCCGAUCUCCGACCUCGGCCUGGCCAAGGCCGCCGACAGCCCGCUGCAGGCCAGCUCCUCUCUGAGCCAGAACUCCCUGUUCGCUUUCCGGCCCGGCCUGGACGAGCCCGGCUCGGCUGACGCCAAGCUGGCCGCCCACCCCAGGAAGAGCUUUCCCAGCGCCCUGGCAGGGGCUGGCGGGCUGAGCCCGAGCAGCACCCCUCCCAACGGCUUCGCCUUCAGCGGGGGCCUGGCUGCUGACCUCAGUGCACACAGCUUCAGUGAUGGCGCUGCUCUCUCCCACAAGGCCCCUGAGGUGGCCGGCCUGGGUGCCGCCCCGAGCUUUCCCGCGCCGAGGGGCAAGGAGGCCGGUGCCGCGGAGCCUGGCUCAUUUGUGAACAAGAGGCAGCUGGAUGGACUGGGUGGCCCGAAGGGCGAGGGGGGCAAGGGCAGGGAUGUGGGCGAGCUGGGCCUGCCCGUGGUCGGGCCCUCGGACAGGGCCUUGCUGGUGCACAGCAAGGCGGGCAAGGGCCGCGACCGCGAGCCCGACUCCAAGAAUGGCCACAAUCUCUUCAUUUCUGCUGCCACUGUGCCUCCCGGGGGCCUCCUCAGUGGACCAGGCCUCGCCACGGUGGCAUCCUCGGCCGGCAGCGCAACGCCCUCUGCCCAGACGCACCGCCCCUUCCUGGGCUCCUUCACCCCCGGCCCGCAGUUCGCCCUGGGCCCCAUGUCCCUGCAGGCCAACCUGGGCUCGUCUGUGCUGCAGUCCUUGUUCAGCUCCGUGCCGGCCGCCGCCGGCCUGGUGCACGUCUCGUCCGCCGCGACCAGACUGACCAACUCGCACGCCAUGGGCAGCUUCUCCUCCGGGGUAGCAGGCGGCGCAGUUGGAGGUGUCUUUAACCACGCGGUGCCUUCCGCCUCUGCUCAUCCGUUUGGAGCCAGUUUCGCGGGCAGCGGGGCCGCGUGUCGCAGCGCCACGCUGAGCUUAACCCCGCUGCAGGCGGUGGCCGCCACCCCCGCCUCUUCCUUUCAGGCCCCGGCCUCGGUGGAGUCGCGGCCGCCCCCCCCCCCCCCCCCGGCCCGGCCCCCCGCGGGGCCGCCCACCCUGCCCGCCCCCCGCCCACCUAACGCCGCCUUGCCUCCUCCUCCCGCGCUGCUCCCGGCUAACUCCGAGCUUCUGCAGAGCCUCGCGUCCCUCCCCGCUAACCGAGCUUUCUUACCUGCCUCCUCUGCCGCCUCCCUGCCGCCUGCUAACGCCUCUCUGUCCAUCAAGCUCGCCUCCCUCCCGCACAAGGCCGCCCGCCCCGCCCUCACCGGGCCCCGCCAGCCCCUGCCCGGCCUGGCCCUGGCCCGGGCGCCCGUGCUCCCGCAGGCCAGCUCCACGGGGCCGUCCGCCGUGUGGGUUUCCCUUGGCAUGCCGCCUCCGUGUGCCGCGCGCCUUGCGGGGGUUAAGCCGCGAUAAAGACCUUGCUUAGCUAGCCGUUCAUAUGCCGUCAGGUAACUAGGAUUUCUACCUCACCCGUGAGACCUAUGCAAGGACGGGGGCCGCGGUGCUGGCGGCCGGCCACGGGACGGCGAGGACGGACAGGACAGGAGGCGAGUUCUACUGUGAAUCAGUGCUGCGCAGAUCUGCGGGAGAGUGGGGGCCUGGCUCCGGCUCGUACUGUUCAUAGUUUUAGAUAAAGUAUUUAUCGUUUUUUAAAAAGUAUUAACAACUUUGACUUAUUUUAUUCCACCGAAGUCAUAAAGGCAACCUAUUGAGAAAUGUAAAUACUAUAUAUGAGAGGAUCUAUAUAAAGACACCUACCCGAAGGACUGGCCACCCGCGGAGACGCCGACCGCUGGUCCCGGUGCUAUCGUCGCCAGGCUCGCCCCUCCACGUUCUCUUGGUGCUGACUCGAGGUUGACCCACGCCAGACCAGUCCUUGACGCACCCGCCCAUUGAUUCCCGCGGCUCUUCCUAUCCCACAGGCCGCGUGCCAGCCCUCAGAAAAGGCCUGUCGCCCAGAGGGCGCCGCCCGCCCGCGCGCCCAUCACUGUGAAUGGCUCCCCACCAGACUGUUAGCCCCUCGGUCCGGGAGCAGCGCCUUUGGCAUAGGAAGGGCCUGGCGGGCGCGGCCAGGUCUCUCCAUCCUGCUCAGCAAGGCUGCGGCGGCAGAGCCACGAGGGGACCCGCUGGGAGUGGUGCUCGUGCGGACGGCUCGGCGCGCUGGCUGCUGGAACAAGUGCAUUACUUUUGUACGUCUUUGCUCGUCUGGGCUCCCCCCGCGGUCCGCUAGAGUGCAGUCAGCUCAUGGGGCACCAGCCGGUGACGCGGGGCAGGUCAGUCGUGGGUGCCUGGUUGUGUCUGUACAGAAGAGAGUCACGGUGACGAGUGACAGUAUUUUAUAGAGAUGUGAUGAAAAUUUAUAAAUUUCAUAGACUUGACUUCAUUUAUUUUUAGAUUGUAUAAUGCACAGUAAACUAAAAAACAAGGAAGAAAGAAAAGUGAGGGGAGAAAACCUUUUUAUUUAUUCAAGUGCACACAGGUGGCACUGGCCCGGGCUGGCCCAUGCAGCCGCUCCAGGUCGCCACUGGCCCUCCGACCCCUCAGCUGCCCCCAUGCUGGAGCUGCCUCUGAGGUGCUUGUGAACGCAUGCGCUGGGGCGGGCGACCGGGGCGAAGGCUGCAGCCUCGCAGGAAGGCAGGAGAGCUGUUCUGGAUGCUUCCAGAGGCUAUCAGCAGGGCUGGGGGUUCCUUCCAGCACAGUGGUCCGUGACUGGCCCCGGGUCCCUCAGGCAAGCAUUGUCGUCUGUGUGUCAUCCCUGAAAGGGCAUGUCCAGAAGCCCUUGGUCCUCUGAAAGGGCCAACAUCGGCCAAAGGUCCUAGCAGGGGGGCCCAGAGCCUGAGGAGGGUGCUCCAGCAAGGGCUGGGUGGGUGCAGUCAGAGCCCAGUCCUCAGGUGCUUGUCCCCUCAAGGUGGCACUUGCCCCCGUGAGGUGGCGCCUGCCAGGGAAGGGGUGGAACUCAUUUCUCACCGAGGUGGGGCUUUGUGCCGGGACUUAACUUGUUGCUCGAGGAAAAGCCUGGAGCUCCCGCCCCGCCCAGCCUGGCUGGCAUGGCCCAUCCCUCCAGAUGUGGGUGCCAGGGGCCCUCUGCCUGUCUGAGAGGCCAGGUAUGGCAGCCCACACUGGCCUGCUUCCUCCUUGUCCCUGGCAACAGGUCCGAUGGCCAGAUGGGCAGAGGCUGGUGGGACGCAGGCCAGCAGGUGCAUGGGCAGGAUGGUCUGCUGCCUCCAGCCACCUCCCAGGGACAGAGCCACCCGUGUGGAGCAGGCCUGGCCGUUGGCUCAGCUUGAAGUGGCUGGACCCCUGGUUGCCACGGGUGGGCCUGGAAGAGCCUCCUUCCUGCGGGGCCAGGCUGAUGCCCCGGCCCAGAGCAAUAGUUGAAGCUGAAGAUGGUGCUUGUGACGGGAACCAGCCCGUCCUCUGUAACUGGCUGCCCUGGGGCCUGCCCUCGGGGCCGGUGCUCUCAGCGUACGAAGGUGCUGUGCCUCACCCCGUGAGCCCUUGUACCCUGCGCCCCAGCCCCCAGGACAAGGUAGCGUAUGCUUGGCCUGUCCCCUCCACACGUCGGGAGCACAGGGCUCCCUAAAAUGCUGCGGAGCUGACAGCAGAGAAAUGCCCGCACGCAGCGAGUCCCCGGUCUAGGACCAAGCAAGCCUGCGGCACCCUGUGUCACUCAUGUGGGCGGCCACUCACGUGCCAUAGCUGUCCUCCUUGUGUCCGCAUGCGCACACAAGGCUGGGCAGCAGCGCCCACUGGGGGGGGGCCCUGGCAGCAAGUGCUGGGGCGCCUCCUUUCUGCACCAGCCCUCUAACAGAGUAGCCUCUGCGCAGGAAGGCCGCCGGGGGGUUGGUGGGGAGCAGCAGGCCAGGGGCUCCAGGUGGCUCGGGACAGUGCCCGGUGCUGCUGACUGGGCAGCGGACACCUUCAGGGAAGCCAGUGGGCUGCACGGUCGCUUUGCUCAGGAAACCCCAACAACUAAGACCACCCUCCAUCAGGAGGGGCCAGCCUUUCCUCCCUGCUGACUCUGACUUAUUUAAGACCCCCGCCCCUUUAUUUAUCCUCCGGCCCGCAGCAGGAGGCUGUUCGCGCCGCCCCAUCAUUCCCGUCACCCAGCCCCUCCACGCGACUUGUUUCUCAUGUCUCGACCUCAGUUUGUAACUCAGACGGGCUCCGCUGUGUUCUCCGGGGAGACUGUUGGAGGUGGGGGCACUGGCGCGGCCUGCCCCUCUCUUCCUAAGGGAAUCCCUGCGCUCUGCAUUCCCACCUCUGGACGCUGUAAUAAAAUAUCUGUUUCCACUUGAA